This is a messenger RNA of Anopheles stephensi (Asian malaria mosquito), 2730 nucleotides long. RefSeq names its product myotubularin-related protein 10-B. The record is from RefSeq and is a predicted model, not a curated record. NCBI's taxonomy places the organism in Eukaryota, Metazoa, Arthropoda, Insecta, Diptera, Culicidae. The transcript is spliced from 9 exons. The coding region runs from base 361 to 2508 and encodes 715 amino acids.
UGACAUCGCCUCUCAACUCACUCUGGUGUAGCGUGCCAAAUGUACGACAAUUUGUUUUCUCAUCCGUUGUUUAUCUUGCGCAAAAACUUGCUCUAUAAUUGUUUUUUACCAAAGUUUCGUAUUGCCGCAUCUCGCUGGCUGGCAAAGCAGCUGAUCCAUGGAAAUUGAUCGUGCAGUACUGUAUUGAUCAAUUGGGCGUACGCUUUGCCCAGUCAUUGGCAAUCAGUCCGAAACACUAAAGCUACGCAACGCUGGUACAAAAGUGUGGAGUACUGGCUGCCGUUUCCGCUGCUUUCGCCGUUCGAUGUGUGCUAUUAACUAGUUAAUGCAUAGAAACACUUCACCAGCUGUUUGGCCACAAUGUCCGAGGGUCGCAAUAAGACGAAGCAGAAUUUUACGAGCUACGUAAAUCAGGUCCGGGAGGAAAACUUUGUCAAUGAUGACUACAAACCAAAGCUGCUGUCAGGGGAACUAGAGGCUGCUCGCGCGAAUAACGUAUGCAUGUACAUCGCAUCCUACCUCAAAGAUGGCAAGGUGUGUGGUGAGAAAACAGGAAUCCUGCUGAUCACCAACUUUCGGUUAUCGUUCGUAUCGUUGGACAUGGAAGACGAACAGCUAUCGUUCCAGAGUAACCGAUUUCUCGGUUCUUCGGAGGUGUCACUUUCCAAUAUCGACAGAAUUUAUCAGUAUGUGGAUAAAAAAAAGAGAAUCAUAAGUCCGCAGUUUAAAAACAGCAGCAAGAUUGACAAAAUACGCAUCGUGUGUAAAAAUUUUAAAACAUUCACUUUCGGAUUUCAACUGUCGGAAAUAGGGAAGGGAAAGUACAUCGCCGACGCACUGGUGAAGUUUGCGUUUCCCGCCCGACAUAAUCUGUUAUUUCUGUACCGGUUCAAGGAGAAGUACUACCGCAGCUCCGCGAGCGAGAGUGUAAAAAUGUAUGACAAAAAAUUGGAUUGGUUCCAAGAGCUGGAACGAUGUAAUGCGACUGGAGGGUGGCGCGUGUAUUCCAAGGAUUGCCGAGUCUCAAACAGCUCGCUGCCGAUGCAUUUCGUGGUUCCAAAGCACCUGAGCGAUGUCGACUAUGAGAACAUAUCGAAAAGCUUUCGCAAUAAUCGUUCUGCUAUAUGGGUUUGGGGCUUUAGGGAUGCAGCACUGGUGCGCUUAGCGGAGCUGAACCCUGAUGUUACCAAUACGACGGUAGAAAACAUUUUGCUGGAACACGUGCGUCGUUGUGAUCCGCAGAAGAGACAACCGAGGCUACUGGAGUUGUACAAAAUUUUGCCGAGCAUACAGGAUGUCAACCUUAGCUACAUGAAACUGCGGGAUCUCUGCACUCCCGACGGUGACCAGCAAUUUAUGGCACAGGAUGGCCGAUUCUAUACGCUGCUGGAGAAAAGCUACUGGCUGCUCUACGUGUCGCUUUGCUUGAAACACUCGGACAUUGCCGCCAAACUGCUGCGCGAGGGGCAAACGGUGGUGCUGCAAGAAAUCAACGGGCGAGACAUGAGCUGUGUGAUAUCGAGCUUGGUGCAAUUAAUAAUGGAUAGUAGCUAUCGUACGAUACAAGGCAUUCAAAACCUCAUCCAAAAAGAGUGGGUCAUCCUGGGACACCCGUUCAGCGACCGGCUGGGGCACGUGUCUACAGUCAAAAUAACUGAGCGCAGUCCCCUGUUUCUGUUGUUUCUCGACUGCACCUGGCAACUGCUGCAACAGUUUCCCGAGGCUUUUGAGUUUUCGGACGUUUUCCUAACCACGCUGUGGGAUUCACUGUUCCUGCCCAUUUUUGACACGUUUCAGUUUAACUCUGAAACCGAACGUUACCAGGCGUUAAACGCCGAACACGUUGUGCUGCGACCGGUUUGGGAUUGGGAAAAACAGUUCGACCAUAAGGAUCUUGCGCUGUUUACAAAUCCGCUGUACCGCGCAAAAUGGCAGCAAACGGUACUACCGGUGGUGCAAAGCAAUAGCAAUAGCAAUCCUUCCAGUCCGCAAAUCCCACUCGCCAGCUCGUUGUUUGGUACGCGACGAGCAGAUGAAGCGAAUGGACAUUCGGUGCUGAAUGGAGCCGACAAAUACCAGUUGUUGAAGAACAACGAACAAUUCCUGGAACCGCAAUGCUGCCUGCGCGAUAUUGAAUUGUGGCAACAGUGCUAUUUUCGUUGGAUGCCACAUCUGGAGAUAAAAUACGGUGGCAUUGCGCAGUGCGACCUGCUGAACCGAUUGCUCGCAAACAAUAUCUACAAACUGCGUCGGGAGCUCGGCCAGUCAGUAGCAUCCGAUGCGUCCAGUGAGCGUGUGGAUACACUAGAGCAAAUCUUAUCAACGAUGAUAAUACAAACUCGUGAUCCUGACGCGGCGUCCGAUGCGUCUUUUGUGAUCAGUUCAUUCUUUCCAUUCUCUAGCAUAGUACCGACGGCCCAAGCGGUAUGUUCGGAGUUGUUGAUAGCGAGCAAUGAUAUAAACUUUUCGCACGAUUCUAUGUAUGAAACGUCUUCGUUGAACGACUGAGCCAAACUAGAGAGCUACUGGCGAGCGCUGUCCCUGGCGAGGUAAAUAAUGCUUGAGACCCAACAUAAAUGCUAGCAAAGAGUGUUGGCAGCAGGAAUAGAAACCGUCAGCCAAUAAUUGUUAGAAGCAGCAGGAUUCGUUAUGAAAUGAUUAUUUUUAUUACGUUUACCUCGGAACUAAUAUUAUUAUAAAUAAACAUUUUAUUACAUUACUUGUAGAUUU